AUUAUCCGCGAAUGGACCGUACCGGGUCUCACAUCCUGGUUUUUUCAGUGGGCAGAAAGGAGCCGAAGCCGAAGAAGCACGGAGGCGACACGGCGAAGGGAGACGCAGAAAAUGGCAGGAAAAGCCGGCGGGCUCAAGGGCGUCGCCCUCAUCGGCGGCGGCGCCAACAGCGUGGUCGCUGGCGCCCUCCAAUUCUUCCAGGACCCCGCCACCGGGUACACGGAGGUGAGGGGGAAGGUCACGGGCCUCGCUCCAGGCCCCCACGGAUUCCACAUCCACGCCUUCGGCGACACUACCAACGGCUGCAACUCCACCGGACCUCAUUUUAACCCUCAUAAUAAGCCCCAUGGAGCACCAUUUGAUGAUGAGCGACAUGUUGGUGAUCUGGGAAACAUAGUAGCCAACAAAGAUGGAGUUGCAGAAGUGUUCAUAAAGGACUUACAGAUUUCACUGAGUGGGCCUCAUUCCAUAUUGGGAAGGGCAGUUGUAGUUCAUGCUGAUGCUGAUGAUCUAGGGAGGGAUGGGGCCUCGUCUUUCCGGAAAUAUUUUAUUCAGUGUGGGAUUUAGAUAGAAUAACUGGCAUUGCCACUUGCUCAAUGGAGAUGUUACUGCCAAUUGAUACCAAUCCCAUCUUGUUGUUCCUCGAGAAUAUUAUCUCAUUCAUUUCAUGGCUGCUAUGACUACAGUAGCAAGUUGGGCGUAUGCAACGGUAGUCCCACUUACAGCACUACCAUACUAUGUGCUAGGCUAUGCAACACUUGUAAAACCAGUAUCAUCAUGUUGUUCCUCGAGCAUAUCAUCUCAUUCAUUUCAUGACUGCUAUGGCUGCAGUAGGGCGUAAUUCACUAUGCAAGGGUAGCGCCACAUUACAGCAGUACCAUACCAUGUGCUAUGCCAUGUAACACUUAGAAACCAUGAAUUACUAGUCGAUAUUUUAAGAUCUCUUUCUGUUGUGUACAUAAAAUUGGCUUCAUGAGAUCCUGCCCUCCAUUGAUGGCUCAUUUGCAGUAGCAGUCAGAUGAUGAAAUUGGCUGAAGAAAGGCAUUCAUGAUGGCGCAAUUUUCGAUAAAUCAUUUCCAAGAUUGUCAUAUAAUUAUAUGUUGGACGUUGAAUGCUUAUGUGUACUAGUACAGGUUCAAUUGCUACAAAUAUAAUUUGGACGCUAGAAAUGGAAAAAAGAGAGAAAAUCUUGCAUGCUAUUUGACCCUAGUUUUACACUCAUUUUAUUAAAUAAGUAUGAGUGGUUUUCUUCAUACUAUGUUCAACAGCUCAUCGUGCUGCUGCAGGUCAAACAUUGAAGUAUUUUGUUCCUUGCUUCCCUUCCACAUUUUGUAAUAAUCGGCAUACUUCAGAUUCCUGAACAAUUGUUCUAGUGUGAGGCAUCCUCAUUUUUUAACUGCUCCUCCUGACU
Messenger RNA from Phragmites australis (common reed), 1411 nucleotides. RefSeq names its product superoxide dismutase [Cu-Zn] 2-like. Gene Ontology annotation, biological process: removal of superoxide radicals. Bases 112 to 567 code for a protein of 151 amino acids. Lineage: Eukaryota; Viridiplantae; Streptophyta; Magnoliopsida; Poales; Poaceae. Gene Ontology annotation, molecular function: superoxide dismutase activity; copper ion binding. The transcript is spliced from 6 exons. The record is from RefSeq and is a predicted model, not a curated record.